CUCUACUGGCAGUUUGCAGAAGAUCGCUUUUAAGUGGAACGGCAGGGCCGCCCCUCCCGCGCUUGAUUCUCUCUCUCUCUCUCUUUCUCUCUCUCUCCCUCCCCUCCCUCCCACUCCCCAAUUAAUCGCGCCCUGUCCUUAAGUUUGCGAGCUCCUCUUAGCCAAGGAGAGAGCGAGGGAGCGCGGCGGAGCUCCUGCCGCCGCGGUCUAUAAGGAGAACCGGCCACCCAGAAGAAGGGCAGGCUCGGCGCCGACGGGGUGCAUGCCUCUUUCCUCCUCCCCCACCGAUGGACUUUUCUAACCGGAGCGCCGCCACGUUCCCGGGAAACCCUUUCGAUCCUGCCCGGUCCAAAAAGAAAGAAAGAAAGAAAGAAAGAAAGAACUCCGCGGCUUCCAGGCUAACCGCGGGGGAUUUGGGUGCCUCCCGCGUUUCUUUCACCGUCGGCGAUCGGAAAUAAAAUGAAAGCUGGGGGGAUCCCUCAGCCUCAGCAGCAGCCGCAGCCGCGGAACCAGCCGCGCCACCCGGAGCUGCCGCGGCCGGCAGGCAACCAGCGACCGCACCGCGCCUCCCCGUCAAAAGUUUGAUGCCAAGAAGUGAGCCGGGCACAAGGAAGGGCGAAGGCGGGGCUGGAGCGGGACGGCUAGAGGAGGCUUCCUAGACCUCUUCUUUCCCACCCCGGUCCUCACCCCUCCCCCCCCUCUUCUCUCCUGCGCCGCCCUAGUCUUCACUCUGGUCCGAUCCCCUGCCUUGUCCCCGUUCUGGGAGGGCUCCCGCCACGCCGUCGGCCCAACCGGGCUGAUCUCCAAAGGGGCAGCGCCAGAGGAGUGGCUAAAUCCAGGGGGCGCGCGAAAGAAGCGCGGCUCGUCCGCUCGCCGGGUGGCUCCAGCUGGGCUUCGGGCUUUGCUUUCGCGACUCGCCCGCGGAAGUCUUUUCGCCGCGGGCUGCAACUUUUGUUGCCUAAAGCGGGUGCGGCAAGGAAGAAAAGGGGCGGCCGAACCAGCCGCAGUCUUCUCCCCCACCGCGACAUCGCCGCUGCUGGAGGGAAAAGAAGCCGGAUAAAGCCAGCGCUGCCAUCCAGGGUCCGGUGGUUUGGUUCCGUGUGCUUCCGACAAAACGCAGCGAUCGGCCCGAGACGGUUGUUAAAAUAUAUGCUUCUCGGAAGUGAAACUGUAUUGGAAGGAACUGGACUUAAUACCACUAUGAAAUGGGUGCUGGUGCCAGAAGAAAAGAAUGAUUGAUGACAAACAGACUGUAAACACUCAUCAUUUUGACCCAUCAGCUGAUUCAUCAGUUUGGCUGACUGUUCCUCAUGAGCCGGAAAAAAGGAGGAUCGCUCGGGAUUAUUGACGGUACAGCUGAGGCCUGGCAACACUGCUAAAUUAUUACCUGGUUUUGGACAUUAUUUGCAUAAGUGAUUAAAAGUCCUGAAACUCCUGGGAAUGUAGCAAGCAUCCUUCACUUGGCUUUGAACGACGUAUAAUAUGCUUGGCUUCCACCAAAGUUUCCAAAAUUAAAAACACAGUUAUUGUAACUUUUCUCCUUUGGAACAUAUUUUGCAAUAACGUUGUCUCUCUCCAUGUAUAUUUAUGUAUAAUAAAGACUGCACUUAGUUCCAUAUUGGUGAUUGCUGUCAAGGCACACGAAAGGAUAUAGAGAUGUAUUUGUCAAGAUUCCUGUCUCUCCAUGCCCUAUGGGUUACUGUGUCUUCGGUAAUGCAACAUUAUCCUUCAGUUUGGGGACAUUAUGAUGUGUGCAAGACCCAGAUUUAUAUGGAUGAAGACAAGAUUUGGGAUUAUACAGCCUGUCAGCCUGAAGCCAUAGAUAUGAUGAAACAUGUAAAAGUAAACCUGGAGCCACCUAAUAUAACAUGUGGAAAUCCACCAGAGACCUUCUGCGGAAUGGGGAAUCCCUACAUGUGCAAUGAGUGUGACGCAACCAUUGAUGAACUGGCACAUCCACCCGAACUGAUGUUUGAUGCCGAAGGAAGGCAUCCCUACACCUUUUGGCAAUCAACCACAUGGAAAGGUUACCCAAAGCCUCUCCAAGUGAAUAUUACCCUGUAUUGGAACAAAACCGUCGAACUCACGGACAACAUAGUCAUCACCUUUGAAUCCGGCCGUCCAGACCUAAUGAUCCUGGAGAAGUCCCUCGACUAUGGUCGGACAUGGCAACCAUACCAAUAUUAUGCUACAGAUUGUCUAAAUGCUUUUAACAUGGAACCAAAAACAGUGAGGGAUUUAUCUCAACAGACAGUCCUAGAAAUCAUUUGCACAGAAGAAUAUUCCACGGGGUACAUGGCCAACAGUAAGAUCCUCCACUUUGAGAUUAAGGAUAGAUUUGCAUUUUUUGCUGGGCCUCGGCUUCAUAAUAUGGCUUCUCUCUAUGGGCAGCUCGAUACAACCAAGAACCUAAGAGAUUUCUUUACUGUCACAGACUUGAGGAUAAGACUGCUCAGGCCAGCAACUGGGGAAUUAUAUGUGGAUCCACAGCACUUGACACGCUACUUUUAUGCAAUCUCUGACAUAAAAGUAGUUGGAAGGUGCAAGUGUAAUCUUCAUGCCACUGGCUGCAAAGUUGAAAAUAAAAAAUUACUAUGCGAGUGUGAACACAAUACCACAGGCCCAGAUUGUGGGAAAUGUAAGAAGAAUUAUCAGGGACGUCCUUGGAGUCCAGGUUCCUAUCUGCCCAUUCCUAAGGGCACUGCAAAUAUCUGUAUGCCCAGUAUUUCCAGCAUUGGUAACUGUGAAUGCUUCGGCCACUCCAACCGGUGCAGUUACAUCGAUCUGCUCAGUACAUUCAUUUGUGUGAGCUGUAAACACAACACUAGAGGGUACCACUGUCAGUUGUGCAGGCUGGGCUACCACAGAAAUGCUUCUGCAAAGCUGGACGAUGAAAAUAUAUGCAUAGAAUGUAAUUGUAACCGUUUGGGCUCAGUCCAUGAUCGCUGUAAUGAAAAAGGAAUUUGUGAGUGUAAGCAGGGAACAACAGGGCCUAAGUGUGAUAAGUGUCUGCGGGGAUAUAACUGGCACAACCAGGGUUGUCAAUCAAACGUAUGUGACAAUGAACUUCAAAUUUGCCAGAAUGGAGGGACGUGCCACAACAAUAUACGCUGCCAGUGCCCGGAAGGCUAUACUGGUGUACUGUGUGAGAAGCGGAAUUGUGAUGUGGAUCCAGAUGGCUGCAGCGAAAGUUCAGGGCAAGGGGUAAUAUCAAUACAAACCCUGCUACUUCUACUACCACCAAUUGCUCCAUUGGGAUUAAGUGGGCUUUUUAUAUUUUAAGCUACGCAGCUUGGGAUACAUCAGCUUCAGACUGCUUUGAGAGAAAGGUGUCCAGAAAAGAACCAGAUGCAAAUAAGAAUUUUCAAAAUAAGGGGGGAAAUUAUACAAUUUUCACACAUAUAUAGACUAAAGAAAAGGCCUGACUGAACUAAGCCAUAUGUAUACCUUGUGGACAACCCAACCAACCAAGACUGUUACUUCUUGGCUCAAGCUUAAAUGAGGCAGCUGCCAAUACUAUUACAACUACUCAACACGACAGCUGCAGGCACUUACACAGGUUCAAAAAGGCUUGGGUCGCCACCCCCGGAUGGAAAUCCAAGACAGAAACAACAACAACAACAACAACAAAACCACAAAAAAAAUUGCUCUUUCAAACUGGUGCGCCACCGUACCUCUUCCCAGUGUGUGGACCAACCAAAUAGAAGCAUUCUUUGCUGUCAGUGCAUUGUGGGUAUAAGGAAAUCUGUUUCAAAGCUGCCAUAUUGGCCUGCUUCAGCCCCUUAAUCCCCCUUUCCAACUGUGCUUUAGUGAACGUUGCUCUGUAACCUUUGUUGGUUGAACGAUCUCUUUGUCUGAUGUUAGUAAUGCACAUGUGUACCAGCCCCAACUCAAUAAAUCUCAAGCCGGUCAUAUCCUUGUAUAUCUUAGAAGCACUGUGCCCUGUCGACACAGUGCUCCCCUAUUGUACAAGAGUGGCAGUAGGACAAAAAGAAAGUAUAUUUAUCCUUUUGUAAUCAAAUGAAGUUAUUUUUCUUGACUAACGUACAACGUAGAUUUUUUGUAUUAUUGCCAAUUUGUGUUAACAAUUGAGUAAUGUACUUUAAUCCUAAUCAGAUGGGGGGAGGGGAAGAGAUGAUUUUUAGUUCGUUCUUUUCUUUUUCCUUUUUUUGAAAAAUUCAUUUAAUUGUGCAGAGAUUUCUCUGUAUGGGCAACGUGCUGGCAUCAAAGAAUAUCAGUUUACAUAUUAUAGCAAGUGUAAUAAGAUACCACCAAAGGACAUUCUAAAUGUUUUCUUGUUGCUUUAACACUGGAAGAUUUAAGAGAAUAAAAAUUCCUGCAUAAACUA
This is a messenger RNA of Pantherophis guttatus, 4348 nucleotides long. RefSeq names its product netrin G1 (gene NTNG1). Gene Ontology annotation, biological process: tissue development; axonogenesis; animal organ morphogenesis. The record is from RefSeq and is a predicted model, not a curated record. Lineage: Eukaryota; Metazoa; Chordata; Lepidosauria; Squamata; Colubridae.